GAAACGGGUCAGUGUCACUGUAAACCAAACGCCUGCAGCGGAACCUGCUCCACCUGUAAAGAUGGAUUCUACAACCUGCAGGAGCAAAGCUACUUCGGCUGCCAGGGAUGCCAGUGUGACAUCGGGGGUGCAGCAGGUCAAUCGUGCGGAGAGAGGAACGGCCGCUGUCGCUGCAGACCCAACGUGGAGGGAGCGAAGUGUAACCUCCCUCGUCCAGAUCACUACUUCCCCGACCUCCACCACCUGAGGUUUGAGAUCGAGGAGGGGACCAUGCUGGACGGACGGCCGGUGAGGUUCGGAUACAACCCUCUGGAGUUCAAGGACUUCAGCUGGAGAGGUUACGCUCAGAUGACCCCGAUCCAGUCCAAGGUGUUGGUGUCGGUGUCUGUCGGCUCUCCAGACCUCUUCCAUGUGGUGCUGCGUUACGCCAACAGGGGGGGUUCUGAUGUUCUGGGCCGGGUGUCGGUGAUCGAGGACGGCCGGAACUACCGCUGUGGUAACU
Messenger RNA from Paralichthys olivaceus (Japanese flounder), 502 nucleotides. The record is from RefSeq and is a predicted model, not a curated record. Lineage: Eukaryota; Metazoa; Chordata; Actinopteri; Pleuronectiformes; Paralichthyidae.